This is a messenger RNA of Epinephelus moara (kelp grouper), 2676 nucleotides long. RefSeq names its product ATP-binding cassette, sub-family F (GCN20), member 3 (gene abcf3). Gene Ontology annotation, molecular function: ATP binding; ATP hydrolysis activity. The transcript has 22 exons. The record is from RefSeq and is a predicted model, not a curated record. The coding region runs from base 86 to 2347 and encodes 753 amino acids. NCBI's taxonomy places the organism in Eukaryota, Metazoa, Chordata, Actinopteri, Perciformes, Serranidae.
CACCACUAAACUUCAUUGCCCACAAUUCACGGCGCUGUCGCAUGUUGACGCAUGCGUGCCGCGGCAGGGUCCAGGGCCGGGUAUCAUGGCGACGUACGUGGACAUCCUGAAGAGCGAGUUUCCUGAGAUCGACACGGAGGUUUUCGACUAUAUCACAGGUGUUCUGGACAGCGGCGGAGCAGAUUUUGAGGAUGGGGAGGAGGUGUACGACGCCAUCGGAGGAGUCCUGCAGGAAGUGUCUGCUGACAGUAAAAACGAGGAUGACGUCAGAGACAUCUGCCUCCAGAUGUUCAACACUCUCAAACUGAACCAUCAUGGCCCUCAGAAGCAGCUGCUGUUGGACGCUCCUGUUCAGAUCUCUCAGAUCUCUGCAGACGUUUGUGCCACAGAGGACAUUCAGGGUAUCUGGAUGAUGAAACGUGGUCAGAACACAACAGUGGACGCUAAGAAACUGGAGAAGGCCGAGGCGAAGCUGAAAGCUAAACAUGACCGCAGAAACGAGAAGGACUCUCAGAAGCCCUCCACUCCACUAGUCCUAGAGGAGGCGUCGGCCAGUCAGGCCAGCAACAAGAAGGACAACCGAGUGGACCAAUCAGGAAAGAACCGCAGCUAUGACAUUCGCAUCGAGAACUUUGAUGUUUCUUUUGGAGAAAGAUGUUUGCUGCAGGGGGCGGAGCUGUCUCUGGCAACAGGCCGGCGGUACGGUCUGAUUGGUCGGAAUGGUUUGGGAAAGACGACACUGUUGAAGAUGUUGGCCAGUCGAAACCUCCGCGUCCCGGCUCACAUCUCCAUCCUCCACGUGGAGCAGGAAGUUGAGGGAGAUGACACAGCUGCGCUGCAGAGUGUCCUGCAGAGUGACACGCUGAGGGAAGAGCUUCUGACUGAGGAGAGGACGCUCAACGCUCGUAUCGCCAGCGGGACUGCUGACGGGAUGGAGAGCGUCAGACUGUCAGAGAUCUACGGCAAGCUGGAGGAGAUUGAGGCCGACAAAGCCCCAGCACGAGCCUCCGUCAUCCUGGCUGGUCUCGGAUUCUCUCCCAAAAUGCAACAGCAGGCAACCAAGGAGUUCUCAGGAGGAUGGAGGAUGAGGUUGGCGUUGGCCAGAGCUCUGUUUGCUCGGCCGGAUCUGCUGCUGCUGGACGAGCCGACCAACAUGUUGGAUGUCAGAGCCAUUCUGUGGUUGGAGAACUACCUGCAGACGUGGCAGUCGACCAUCUUGGUCGUCUCUCAUGACAGGAACUUCCUUAACGCCGUGGUAACGGACAUCAUCCACCUGCACUCCCAGAGGCUGGACAGUUACCGUGGCGACUACGAAAACUUUAUUAAAACCAAAGAAGACAGACUGAAGAACCAGCAGAGAGAGUACGAGGCCCAGCUGCAGUACAGACAACAUAUACAGGUACUACUACUCCAGUACAGACAACAUCUACAGGUACGACUGCUGCAGUACAGACAACAUAUACAGGUACUACUGCUGCAGUACAGACAACAUAUACAGGUACGACUGCUGCAGUACAGACAACAUAUACAGGUCUUUAUUGACAGAUUUCGGUACAAUGCUAACAGAGCAGCUCAGGUCCAGAGCAAACUCAAACUGCUGGAGAGGCUACCUGAGCUGAAGCCCCUUGAAAAAGAAAGUGAGGUCACUUUAAGGUUUCCAGAUAACUUUGAGAAGUUGUCUCCUCCCAUCCUGCAGUUAGAUGAAGUCGAGUUUUAUUACUCCGCAGACCAGCCUCUCUUUUCUGGACUCAACCUGUCUGCCGACCUUGAGUCUCGCAUCUGCAUCGUCGGUGAAAAUGGUGCCGGUAAAACGACCAUCCUCAAACUGCUGAUGGGCGAGUUAACGCCGGUCGGCGGGGUCAGACAGGCUCACAGGAACCUGAAGAUUGGUUACUUCAGUCAGCAUCAUGUGGACCAGCUGGACCUGAACGUCUGCUCCGUGGAGCUGCUGCUCAACCGCUUCCCUGGUCGGACGGAGGAGGAGUACCGCCACCAGCUGGGAGGUUACGGAAUCACCGGAGAGCUCGCCACAAGGCCGGUGGCCAGUCUGUCUGGAGGGCAGAAAAGCCGAGUGGCUUUCGCACAGAUGACCAUGCCAUGUCCAAACUUCUACAUCCUGGACGAGCCGACGAACCACCUGGACAUGGAGACCAUCGAGGCUCUGGCUAAAGCUCUCAACAAGUUCAGAGGCGGGGUCAUGCUGGUGUCCCACGACGAGCGUCUGAUCCGGUUGGUGUGUAAGGAGCUGUGGGUGUGUGAAGCCGGGAAAGUCAGACGCAUCGACGGCGGUUUUGACGAGUACCGAGACAUCCUGCAGGAGCAGUUCAGGAAGGAGGGGUACCUGUGAGGCUCCGCCCACUGACACAAAUCCCACCCCCCUCUCUUUAACAUCAUCCUGUCAUUACAGCCAAUCAGUGGCUCGGAGCAGACCGGAGGACGUUUUCCUCUCUGAACUGUCUCACCUGCUGCUGCGAGCUGAUUGGUCAUUUCUGUUCACCUGUUGAGGUCACAGUGAACUCUGACGGAGGAGGCGGAGCCAUCACCAAUCAUUUGGAGUUUAUUUAAAAGUUAACGUCACGUUGAACCUGAAUUUUGUUUUGUAUCAUCAACUCUUUUAUCAGUUUGAAAGGACGCUUACAUUCAGAGACACUCCCCAAAUAAAGGCAUCAGAUCAUG